Mercurialis annua (annual mercury) is the source of this 591-nucleotide messenger RNA. RefSeq lists its product as uncharacterized. NCBI's taxonomy places the organism in Eukaryota, Viridiplantae, Streptophyta, Magnoliopsida, Malpighiales, Euphorbiaceae. Bases 1 to 591 code for a protein of 196 amino acids. The record is from RefSeq and is a predicted model, not a curated record. The transcript has 3 exons.
AUGUAUCGAGGUAUGAUAGGAUCUCUCCUUUAUCUUACCGCUAGUAGACCCAACAUUAUGUUUAGUGUGUGCUUAUGUGCUCGUUUUCAAGCUUGUCCUAAGGAAUCCCACUUGCAUGCCGUUAAACGUAUUUUGAAAUACUUGCAUGGCACUUUACACCUAGGAAUCUAUUACCCUAGAAAUGUGGACCCUAGGUUACUUGGCUACUUCGAUGCCGACUAUGCGGGUUGUCUUAUUGAUCGUAAAAGUACCUCCGGGACUUGCCAAUUUCUAGGUCAAAGUUUGAACUCUUGGAGUAGUAAUAAACAAGUAUCCAUAGCUUUGUCAACCGCGGAGGCCAAAUAUGUAGCGGCCGGUGAUGUAGUAAUCGAAUUCAUCGAUGCUACUAAUCAAUUUGCAGAUAUUUUUACCAAGCCUCUAAAUGAGGAUCGUAUGCAUUUUAUCAUUCGAGAGCUUGGUAUGCUUGAUGCUUGGCAUUGUGCAAACUUUUCGAAAAUUGUUAAAAAUCAUGAUUUCAAUGAAUCUCGGCCGCUAUCUACAUAUCGCGGACGAGAUCUUCAAACUGAAAUAAAAUUUUUUUCCCUCUGCUAG